Molecule: messenger RNA, 2484 nt
Organism: Cryptococcus deneoformans JEC21
Lineage: Eukaryota; Fungi; Basidiomycota; Tremellomycetes; Tremellales; Cryptococcaceae
Exons: 7
Coding region: 63-2366 (767 amino acids)
Biological process (GO): DNA replication initiation; DNA replication
Cellular component (GO): replication fork protection complex; nucleus
Molecular function (GO): DNA replication origin binding; single-stranded DNA binding
Source: RefSeq, a predicted model, not a curated record
ACCAUUUUGAUUUCCCUUGCGCAACUUUUCCCCUUCUCCUCUAAUUCUCUCCGAGGUUCAAUAUGGACGAAGACGAAGAUAUUGCUGCUAUCGAUGCCAAGAUAGCCAAGUUGAUGGCGAAGAAGGCGGAGAAGGCGGCGAUGAAAGAAAAAGAGCGACUUGCUCUAGAGCAAGAGGAAGCACAUGUUCUUGUCCAAGCCACGCCUACGAAGAAUGAGCGAAAGAAGUCUGAUUCUCUUUUUCAAGCACCUUCUCAACCCAAAUUCGUCUCCGCCUCAUCUCUUCUUCCACGUGAGCGAAAGCCGGCCCAAGAGCUACAACCGUUACCUAUCGUACCGUCUACCAUGGCCGCCAAGAUGGCCGCUCUCAAGCAGCGUUCAAAUUAUGUAAAAUCCUCUCGACAAACUUCAGCCUCUUCCUCAGCGUCUGCGAGCAACAGUUCACGUCUAAGUUCAAAGCCUUCGUCAUGUCGUCCUGACAAGUUAAAAUGCGAACAAUCUCGGAGUCCUUCGCUAGAGGUAGAAGAUAAGAAACCGGUGAUUAGAAGAGAUGAAGAAGAUAGCACAAUCAUUGAGGAACUGGAGCUAGGACCGAAGCAGUUUGGACCGGAUCCUGAAGGCCAAGAUGAGUGGCUCAGCGUGGAACCAAACUCAAACAUCCGUCUAAAAAAACGUGUCAUGCCUCAUGCAGAUCUUCAGGAAUUCCUGACAGGCCGAUAUUAUCUACCUCCGUCAAAAUUGUACUCUGUUGUCCGCCUUUCUCGUGAUGGAACGUCAUAUGACGUUCCAGUCGACGAUGAAUGGGUCACCAUAGCAGUAGUCGCACAAAGAGGCCCAAUCAGGAUUAGCGGCAUGAAGGAGAAACGGGUGGGAAGUGAUCGGGAAGAUAAUAAUAAUGAUAGUGAUAAUGACGAUAGCGAGGAUGAGGCGGGUUAUUCCGACUCUGAUGAUCAGGACGGGGAGGGCAGUGGUGAUAUUAAGGAACUGAUUGGCGAAAAAGGAAGGUCUUCUGAAAGACCGAAGAUUACGAAGAAAAAGAAGGUCAAAGAAAAUUCAAACAAAGAUGACUGGAAAAAGCAUCGUGAACCUCGAAAAUAUAUCAACUUCACACUCUGCGCCAUGCCUCACCGCAGCAACAAUGCUUCCACUCCCACUGGCGACGCCCUCCUUCAUCUGUUACUUUUUGAAGCUGACCAUUUUGUACGUGUAGAGCACGGGAAUGGCGAGGUGACCAAAUCGUAUCGAGGAGGUUCGGGAGGCGCUUACGAAAAGUGGUGCAACCUGGGUGAGGGCAGCGUGAUUGCCAUAUUAAACCCUCGCAUCUGGCGUAAUCUCAAGGGCCAACAUGCCAAACCGCAUCCUAUGGAGUUUCCUUUGGGUUUGAAUCCCGUCUCUGAUGAUUCGAUUGUUGUCAUCGGCCAAGCGCGAGACCUAGGGCACUGCACGGCAGUCCAAAGGGAUGGAAACCGAUGCAAAUCUUGGGUUGAUCUGCGACAGAAUCCGAUUUGCGAAUAUCAUGUUCAUGCUGCUGUCAGGAAGAACAAAUCGGGCAGAGGCGAGUUCACAGCUAGUACCAAUUCUUUUGCAUUAGUCAAUGGCACGCGAAGUGCGAAAUUAGGCAAUAGGAAAGGCCUUCUACCACCUGCAGGUGCGAGACCCACUCCACGUGGCCCUGACAACGGCGGUGGAGGCGCAACAUACAUUGUCGGCGGAGGCGUAAUUAACACUGGCCCAUUCGGUGACGAAAACAUUGCCGGCCGGAUUGGCAGGAGUCGUGCGGAAAAGAAGAAGAGGAGACAAGAGAAGAAGGAGGCAGAGAAGGAGUUUCAGAUGCUGUAUGAAAGGGAAAGGGGAACAGGUGGAGGAACGACGGGGGGGAUGUAUCUGGAGGCUUUGAAGCGGAAACACAAGAAAGAGGAGAGCUCGUCAGAGGAGGAUGAAGAUGAGCAGGAAAGAAAGCCUGUGUUUUCGGCGGAGGCAAUCAAGAGGAUUGGAUAUGAUCCGUCGGCGAAGAAAGGGCAGUUUAGUAAAGAGGAGGGCCAGAAGCGGCUGGGAACCAUUGCAACUCUCGAGGAAUUGAGUACAGGGUGCCGUAUGGAGCGUGCUGCCAAGCGCCUAAAAGAAGGAAAGCUCGCUGCCAAAACACUACCACCAAAAGGACAAAGCACCCCAUUGUUGCAGGACACCUCAAACCCUUCGCAGCCCCGACAUAUCGAUACUCUUACAACUGCCGGACGGAACAAGGAUAAUGGCAAGGUAAAUGUGGAUCUGUUAAACAUCGGAAAACAGCCGCAUGUCCCGAAGAUCCGUCUUCCUAGACCACUCCUCAAUCGCGACGGAGAUGACGACAUGAUAGACCUUGAUUAAAAGACGCCUGUUGUAACUUCGAUAUAACCACCCUGUUGAGCAUUUCGUUAUCGCAUUUGUAGCAUCUCCGUUCAUUAUUACCUCUGCACCGACUCAUUUACACCAUGCAUCAAGUUUC